Molecule: messenger RNA, 1259 nt
Organism: Callorhinchus milii (elephant shark)
Lineage: Eukaryota; Metazoa; Chordata; Chondrichthyes; Chimaeriformes; Callorhinchidae
Product: myeloid-associated differentiation marker homolog
Exons: 1
Coding region: 168-1040 (290 amino acids)
Cellular component (GO): membrane
Source: RefSeq, a predicted model, not a curated record
GAUAUAUGAAGUAACAUGUAAGAGUGUGAUUCAUGCUGUAAGGAUACUGUUCAUCAACUGGAGUGAAAGCAACUGGCUGUGAGAGACCGUAACGGAGAGGGUCAUUUAGAAUUUUGAGGAGAGUUACAGAAUUCCCAUCUCACGGAGCUCGACAUUUCUGCAGUAAAAUGCCUGGGAUUUCCCUCGACUUACAAUCAAUGACCACUCCUGUAGGAAUCGUGCGAUUCCUGGAAAUCUUCCUGUCCUGUACGGCGUUCAGUCUGAUAGCCAACGUGCAGGAAUACAAAGGGGCUUAUGGAGGCUGGUGCAUGUUCACAUGGUGUUUCUCGUUCGCUCUUACGAUACUUAUCGUUAUCCUGGAACUGACGGAGGUUCACAGAAGGAUUCCAAUCUCCUGGGCAGAUUUCACCACCUCUUUCGCCAUGAUGGCCACUCUGAUGAACUUAACCAGCUUCAUCAUCUACCCCUCCAUCUUCCUCGUCAGCGAGAAUCCGUCAAAUAAGGACCACAAAUUAGCGGCCACUGCAAUGGCUUGCCUGUGCUUUGUUGCUUACGCUGCUGAAGUUUCACUAACAAGGGUGAGGCAAGAGGAGCUCAGUGGAUUCCUGACAACAGUACCUGGGCUCCUGAAGGUGUUGGAGGCUUUUGUUGCCUGUAUUAUUUUUGUAUCCAUCGAAGGGACAUACAGCAACAUGGCAGGUCGUCAGUGGUGCAUGGCAGUGUACUGUGUAUGUUUCAUCAUUGCCUUACUGAUUAUAAUAGGCACCAUUGCGAAGCUUAUUUCAAGGCUACCGUUUCCGUUUGAAAGGUUCUUAACCGCCUACAACAUUCUGGCUGUGUUGAUGUACCUCACCGCUGCGAUAAUGUGGCCGAUAUUCUACUUCAGGGAUAAUACAAGCAGGCCACCGAAAUGUCCGAAGGGGCACUGUGAGUGGGAUAAUAUGUUGAUAGCAACUGUCUUAACCUUUGUUAAUCUCGCUGUCUACAUUGUAGAUCUGUUUUAUUCUGCACGGCUAGUGUUUGUAACUGUUGCUUCUUAACUGACUCGGAAAGCAUUUCCCUUUGUUUCAGGAAUGUUACUGUAAGAGUCGUUAAACACGAUUGAUCUAGAUAGACUCUAAGAGGUCCACAAUUUGGCAAAUUCAACUCUGAUUUUGAAGUCAGUUUUCUGUAGAUGCUUAAAAGAAAUGUACGUACAAGAAAUGUUGUGAUGGAAGUGGAUAACAACUAUGAAAUUAAAACAGUGUUUUUUUGCUGAA